Molecule: messenger RNA, 1730 nt
Organism: Oncorhynchus gorbuscha (pink salmon)
Lineage: Eukaryota; Metazoa; Chordata; Actinopteri; Salmoniformes; Salmonidae
Product: interferon-related developmental regulator 1-like
Exons: 11
Coding region: 233-1519 (428 amino acids)
Cellular component (GO): nucleus
Source: RefSeq, a predicted model, not a curated record
CAUGUUACGUUGGUCGUAUAAAUUCUUAGAACCUCACGACAUUAACGCAUCCCUAUUUUUUUCCGAGGAAAAAUGUAUCUUCUUCGCCUACAGUCUUUCUCCAGGAUCGCUUUGAAUUCCUUUCUCUCUACCGUGCCACGGAAAGAUUGUCAAUUUAUGAUACAGUUUAAUAAAAACUGGUCGUGUGUCGGCUGAUUUAUUUUAGCUCAUAUUCUCAUAUUUCUGCACGAAAAUGCCAAGAUCCAAGAAGAUGAGUUCCAGGGUGGGGCCUCAUGGAGCUGUGCAACCUUUCAGCGAUGAGGAUGCCUCCAUCGAGACCCUCAGCCACUGCAGCAGCUUCAGUGAUGCCAUGAGUGUGGCAGACGAAGGAGGGGAAGCAGAUGAGGAGACAGCCCAGGAGGAUUUCCAGUACAAGCUGAAUGUUUUCAUUGACCGCACUGUGGAUAAGAGUGCCAAGACCAGACAAGGAGCUCUUGAUGGGCUGAAGGCUGCCAUGGCAACGAGGAUCCUGUACGAGUUCAUUUCAGACAGGAGGAUGACCAUCACCGACAGCAUUGAGCGCUGUCUCAAGAAAGGUAAAGGACAGGAGCAGUGUGCAGCAGCCUCCCUGGCCUGUCUGCUGUGUAUUCAGCUGGGCUCAGGUGUUGAGAGCGAGGAGGUGUUCAAGACCCUCAAACCCAUUUUCAAGAACAUUCUGUUGGAUGGAGCGGCCAACAUCCAAACCAGACAAGCGUGCGCAAUAAGUUUCGGCCUGUGCACUCUCGUGGUGGAAGAUGACAUCCUGGAUGUGUAUGCCACCAUGGAGAGCUUUGAGAGUUUGUUCAUGCGUUCCUAUGUGAAGGAGGAUGGGAGUCGCCCCACUCUCAACCCCCAGACCACCCUGCUCCACACCAAUGCCCUCCUCUCCUGGGCCCUGCUGCUCACAAUCUGCACAGGCAGCCAGGUCAAAGCAGUCACACGCAAGCACCUGCCCAAACUACCCUGGUUGUUGGAGAAUGAUGAUGUCAACAUUAGGAUAGCAGCGGGAGAGACCAUCGCUCUGCUGUUUGAGCUGGCUAGGGAUAUGGACCCUGCGUUUGAGUAUGAUGACUGGGAGCCCCUGUGUGACAAGCUGAACUCUCUGGCCACCGACUGCAACAAACACCGUGCCAAGACUGAGAAGAGGAAGCAGAGGUCUGUGUUCAGGGACGUGCUCAAGGCUGUGGAGGAGAGGGACUUUCAGACUGAGACAAUUCGUUUCAGCACUGAGCGUAUGACCAUUGACAGCUGGGUGAGGAAGAGGACAUACGAUGCCUUCAGGGAGUUUGUGGGCUCUGGUAUGAAUUACCACCUACAGGCCAAUGAGUUUAUUCGUGGUGUGUUUGAACUUGGACCCCCUGUGCUGGUUGACACGGCCACACUGAAGUCCAUGAAAAUCUCCCGCUUCGAAAGGCAUCUCCACAACGCAGCUGCAUUCAAGGCUCGGACAAAGGCCAGGAACAAGUUCAGAGACAAGAGGGUUGACGUCGGGGAGUUUUAAUGGGUCCGACCUGCUCUUUAAAAAAAAAAAUAACAAUCUUGAAAAUCACUGUUACUAUCCUUAAUUUAUCCAAUGGUCAAGUGGUUGGUAUUUGUAAAUAUGAGUAAUCAUGUCUGUCUCAAGUGAUGCCUUAAUUCCCCAUAUGAACUUGCCAGUGCACCAAUUUCAGCCAGAGUGUCUAUGUAGGGAAUAAAGUGUCAUGUGAGAUGUA